Messenger RNA from Centropristis striata (black sea bass), 5891 nucleotides. It is a transcript of the gene kcnn1b, whose product is annotated as potassium intermediate/small conductance calcium-activated channel, subfamily N, member 1b. Gene Ontology annotation, cellular component: neuron projection; neuronal cell body; plasma membrane. The transcript has 11 exons. Lineage: Eukaryota; Metazoa; Chordata; Actinopteri; Perciformes; Serranidae. Gene Ontology annotation, biological process: potassium ion transmembrane transport. The record is from RefSeq and is a predicted model, not a curated record. Gene Ontology annotation, molecular function: calmodulin binding; small conductance calcium-activated potassium channel activity. Bases 876 to 3620 code for a protein of 914 amino acids.
UUUACUUAAGUACAGCACUAUCAAGUUAGUUGUAAUAUUAAUACACUUGCAUUGAAAUUAAUCAGACCCCUUUCAUGUUUUUAUAUCAAAGUAAAAAAAAAAACAUGAAAAAGAAGCAAUUAGGUAUUUGGUUGACAAAACACUACUCCUACUGGCUGAAUCAACAGUGACAUGUCUUUAAUGUAUGUUUUCAUAGAAUUAUUAGAAUUUUUUUUUCCAUUUGUUAAGACACAUCUGAGGAGAAGUGGCUUGAUUUAUUCACAUGUAGGUUUAAAAAAAGGCCACUUUUGUCCAGGCAGGCUGUUGUGGCGCGGGAGAUAAGAGCCCGUCUGAAGGCCUUUAAACCCCAGCGCUUCAAUGACAAGUUCAACUGACCUUUUAUUUUUUUAUUUCUGCAUUGAAAGCGACCAGUACCUUUUGUUUUCCAUAGCAAUCAAUCAGUCCACUCCCACUUUACAGGGAUUUCUUUGAGCCAGUCCGUGUGAUGUUCCACCUUAACACUCUGGUCUGAUGUUAAGGUUUUUGUUGUCCUGCAUCCUAACCUGUCAAUGCUCCCUCCCACUCCCUGUCUAUUUGCAUGGCAACCUUUUUAGCAGGCCAGCUGCUGCCCUUUUCUUUCUUCGUGUUGAAUUCUAAUCAUUACUUUCAAAGGAAAGCGUCUCCAAAGCUCCUUUAUCAAGUGUUUGAACUGGGAGGAGGCAAGCCAGCGGCUGUCCAGCGCCCACUCAGGCUGCACUUCUUCUUCUCAACACUUCUCUUCUGCUAGCCGGGAUCAUUACACAUCAAUAACCUGCUUUUACAAUUUUGAAAAAUAACAUAUGGAAGAAGAAGUUUUAUACAAGAAUUCAAAGUAACAAAGGCUCUGCGGUGAUGCCAUGAGGUUGAUUCUGGUUAAACCCACCAACGCAACGCGACGUCUUGACUCAACUGGUGAAGUCUUCCGUGAUGGGGACCACGAGCAUUGUACCUCCGGAGGUCCAUCACCUCCGAUAAAACAAUCUCCUGAGGGGAUGCGUGAUCGAUACUCGGGUACCUCUCAAGCAACUUCUUCCCCACAGGAGACGAGUCUGUGCUGCGUUUCGUCCUCACCCCACAGAAGAUCUAUUGGAAUCAGUCCAGCAAGAGAUUCAGCUCAGAUGUCUCCAAUGAAAACCAGAAACCUGACCUUAUCACAGCUGAGGGAUCAGGACUGGCUGCUUCUUUGUGGCCAGGUUAGCAAUGUAGGAGAUGAUUGCCCCUCAGCAGAGAGAGCAGGGACCAGUGUGGGACAUCCAAACCACAAUGACAGAUGUGGUUGUUCCUGUCCGGAUGCACACCAGCAUCCAGAGGCUUCUACUUUCCAUCCGCAAUCAAAACAAUGCAGCGUCCAGCAAGACUGCCUCUCCAGAGUUUCAAAGAGAAGCCUCUCAUCUGCACCACACACCCUGUCUUUCUCUCAAAGCACCCAGGUGCCCACCACUUGCCAGGUUUCACCACAGCAAACCAACCAAAGGGAUCUUUUGAAGCCUGCAGCGAACCAUCCGCAGGAUAAUUUCACGCUCCAACACGGUGACCAAGAAGGCCAAAAGGAGCUAUCGAAGCAGCAGCCUUGCAAUCAUUUUAAACCUAAAGACAGCAGCCAGGCAACCUUAUUCAACAUUCCUCUGAACUCCGUCGAGUGUGCUGAGACAAGUCAGCCUGCUGUCACUGCAGACUGGAGAGGACUUUUUGGCAAGGAACCACUUUUAGUUCAGCAAUGUCAGAAGCAAGACUCCUGCAAGUCACCUGGAGAUCCCUCCAUAAUCCUCAAGUGCCGUCAUCUCCCUUACAACCCUUUAGCCAGCAGUCCGCGGGUGCAGCGGUCGUCUACUCCAACCAGCAACAGAAGUGUCCAGUCCUUCUCCACCAGCCCGUACAGGUCUCUGGAGAACCAGGAUUCAGGGGCAGAAAGAACCAGACAAAGACAAAGUCAGACAAAUUCUCAGCACCUCAGUGGAUCAAGACUCUCCCUCCCUAAACACACUCCUCCUCCGUCCUCUGGUGAUGUAGCCAACGGGGAUGCUGUGCGACCGCUGAGCAGCCAUGGUACUUUAGGUUCCAGUCUUUCAGGCCAACAGCCUCUUCAGCUCCUUCACAGUGCCAUCCUGGAGGACGCCUUCUCCAAAGUCAUCAGAGAAGAUUCCAGUAAAGCCAACAGUGAACACCUGACCAGGGAGGAAGGCAGUGUACCACAGAAGAAGAGCAAAGACAUCAGCUACAGGCUGGGUCAGAGGAAAGCUCUCUUCGGGAAGCGUAAACAGCUGAGCGACUACGCAUUGGUCUGUGGGAUAUUUGGCAUUAUCAUCAUGGUGAUUGAGACGGAGCUGUCCAGGGGAUUUUACACCAAGGAAUCCAUCUAUUCAUAUGUACUGAAAGGCUUAAUCAGCCUCUCUACUGCUGUUCUUCUUGGACUUAUUGUGAUGUACCACGCAAGGGAAAUCCAGCUCUUCAUGGUGGACAAUGGAGCAGAUGACUGGAGGAUAGCGAUGACCUUUGAACGGAUUCUCUUUGUUGCAUUCGAGCUCCUCAUCUGUGCCAUCCAUCCCAUCCCGGGUCAGUAUGUGUUCACCUGGACAGCCCGCCUGGCCUUCAGCUACACAGCAUCAGUGGCCAACGCAGACAUUGACAUCAUCCUCUCUGUGCCCAUGUUCCUGCGCCUCUACCUGAUCGGCCGGGUCAUGCUGCUCCACAGCAAGCUGUUCACGGACGCCUCCUCCCGCAGCAUCGGGGCCCUCAACAAGAUCAGCUUUGACACUCGUUUUGUCAUGAAGACGCUGAUGACCAUCUGCCCUGGCACUGUCCUGCUGGUCUUCAGUGUGUCCUGUUGGAUCAUCGCAGCGUGGACCGUACGCGUCUGUGAGAGGUAUCACGAUGCUCAGGAGGUGACCAGUACCUUCCUCGGAGCAAUGUGGCUGAUCUCUAUCACCUUCCUGUCCAUCGGCUACGGCGACAUGGUCCCUCACACCUACUGUGGGAAGGGGGUUUGUCUGCUGACCGGAAUCAUGGGAGCCGGCUGUACAGCAUUAGUGGUCGCUGUUGUUGCAAGGAAGUCAGAACUCACCAGAGCUGAAAAACAUGUGCAUAACUUCAUGAUGGACACUCAGCUCUACAAAAAGGUAAAAAACACGGCAGCCAACGUGUUGAGGGAGACAUGGCUCAUCUAUAAAAACACCAAGCUGGUCAAGAAGGUGGACCGUGCCAGAGUGCGCCACCAUCAGCGUAAAUUCCUGCAAGCCAUCCACCAACUGCGAAGAGACAAAAUGGAGCAAAGGAAGCUAACUGAUCAGGCCAAUACAGUGGCUGACCUUGCAAAGACUCAGAACAUGAUGUAUGAUCUGGUGUGGGAGCUGCAGCAUCACAGCCAGGAGCUGGACAGGAGGAUUGUGGCUCUGGAAGAGAAGCUGGACUCCAUCCUUCUCAGUGUGCAGUCGCUUCCCGUUGUGCUUUCUCAAGCAAUAACAAAGCUCCAAAAGGAUUUCCUGGACGACUUGGCCUGUCGUGUCCACUUCCUGUCAUCCUCCCUGAGCUCUGAGUGCUGUUCAGUCCCUGCCAGGCAGCUCUGUCAAGGACCCACCGCACCAGAGAAACAAUACAGCUCCUAGGCUUCUUUUCAACAUGCACACCUUUUUUUCUUUCAGUAGCGCUCUGGUAAACAUGCAUACGGUUACACACAUUCACCCCUGGGAGUUACAGCUACCAUCUCAUACUGAGCAGCUCCAAUGACGAGGGAAGUGCCUCAGUCAGAGGAAGGGGGAGCAUUAUUCCUUCAUUUCCUCUGCUCAAAGUGUCACAGUCAGUCCAGUGACCGGGUUAUAGGCAUACAUCAGUCCAUAGAGCCUUCUUUUAUCUCAUGCCAGAGAUCCAUGUAGGAAGACGAUUUGUAAGCUAUGACUUCAUGGAUAAUUACAACAUAGCUGUCACAUCAAUACAAUAAAUAAAUAAAUAAAAAGGAAACCUGAUGGCACCAAGGUUAUAGUUAAUGAAAAAACUAAUGGAAUAACAAAAACUGGAAUUGUAAAACAUUUUCGUUAACUGAAAUAAAAAUAAAAAUGAGAGUUUUUAAAAAAAAAAACCCGAUAACUAACUAAAACUGUAUUUUGUUGUUACAAAACUAACUAAAACUAACUAAAGUUAUGGUGAAAAUGUCCUUCAUUUUUGUCUUUGUCAACUUUUUUCAUACGCAACAUUUAUUGUGACUUUUUUAAAAAUCUGGCACCCAACAAAUACCCCAUUACAAAACAACUAAAACUAACACUAAAACUAAUAAUAACUAAACUAAAACUAAGUAUACUCCAACAAAUAAAAACUAAUUCAAACUAGCAAACUCACUGUAAAAAGGAAUUAAAACUAAAUUAAUUUGAAAACAAAAAAUCACAACGAAAUUAAAACUAAUGAAAAUCCCAAACUAUUAUAACCUUGGAUGGCACAGACAUCAUCUGGGUAAGCAUGGGGCUAUUUCAGCUAUUUAAGACUAGAAUUCAAGCACUUUCAAGGUACCUAAACUAAAAAUGUUUAGAUUCUCAAAGCCUUUAUCCUCACAUCUAAAGUGUUACUACAUGGGCAAUUGCAGUAUUUAAAAUAAAACAUUUAAAAAUGUAAAAUGAUAGAAUUCCCUAAUAUCAACAGAAAUCAAUGUAUAUUGUCACUUUGUUUAUUGUUCUAGCUGUUGAUAUCACAUACACCAGGAGACAACAGAUAUGGCAUUACGACUUAUGUUUAAAAAAAAAAAAUUAAACAUGAUUGUGUGUAUUGAUGAAGCACUAAUUUUGUUGAAAAUCAAGCAUUUUUCAGAGAUUAUAUUCAAUUUCAUUCCUAGAAAUGUAUAACUUUCCAAAAUUUCAAGACUGUUUGAACCCUGCUCCACAAAUCAACUAUUUUGCAAUGUUUACUUCUGUAAAGUCUAACAUUGUGAACCUGGAAAAGGGUCUAGAAAUGAUACAGAUGAAAGUUUUGAUUACAUUUUAUUAAUUUAAACUCUGAAGUGAAACUGUCUGUUUCCUGUUAUGAAAAUGACAACAAAGGCUUUGUUCUCAUACAGAGUUGGCACUUUCUUCUGUUCCAUCAGGACAUUUUACAGCAGAUGAGAUCCUCUAUUAGAGAAAAGUGACUGGCAUUGAGAAGAGAUUUUCUAACGUUUAUGAUUACUUUCAAAGCAAUAAUAGUCUGGUGCCAGCUAAGAUUUCAUGGCUGUUAAUGGCUUGUGAGAAGUGUGGUCUCACAUGGUUAGACAAAACUGUUGUCAGAGAGAAAGCUAGAGAGGAAGAAGCAUUGCUGUCUUUUUCAUUUUCUGUACUCACAUCUAAGUUUUGUGUUGUUGUUUUGUGCUUAUUUGAGACCUAAUUUUUACGGAUGUUUUGCUGCUUCUUGUAACAUUUCCCUGUUUAGGCCUAUUAUCAUUAUAUUUUAAGCUGUAAACAUAAAAAUCACCAAAAACAAUGUGCAAUAGAAAUAAAGUAAAUUUAUAUUUCAUUACUUUUACCUCUAAACUCUCCUUUUGUGUAUUACCUGUAUAGUUGGCAAUAUUAAUUUUGAAUAUUUUUGUAGCGGCCAAACAGUAUACUUUUUUAGGCUUAUUUUAAUACACAAAUAAUAAAGACUUUUACCCCAGAACGCUUUCAUAGGUUUCUUUUAUGUUUGCAUUGGCAGGACUCAUGAGUAAAGUGACACUUCUCUUGGGAAACGGCAGAGAUAUCUGGCUUUGAAAUGUAGGAAAUGUAUUUAUGUGCCCCACAAAGAGCUGGACUUGGAAAUCAUUGUGACAACUUUGCACCAACAAAGCACACUAAGAUGUUUUAAUUAAUGGUAUAGAUCUGUAGAAUGCCAUUUUGAGAUAAUCAGCAGUGGCCAAGACCAACACUCCUGAGGCUGAUUAU